Bombyx mori (domestic silkworm) is the source of this 3449-nucleotide messenger RNA. RefSeq names its product FAST kinase domain-containing protein 5, mitochondrial. Lineage: Eukaryota; Metazoa; Arthropoda; Insecta; Lepidoptera; Bombycidae. The transcript is spliced from 2 exons. Bases 561 to 2618 code for a protein of 685 amino acids. The record is from RefSeq and is a predicted model, not a curated record.
GACAUGACUUUUUGGCGGGAACGCGAGGAGUGAAGUUGUGUGAUUUGUUUUAUUUUGUCUAUUUAGUGUUUCUUCAGGUUUAAAUGUGUAAUAACGGUGGUUUAUUAACUGUUUAAUAUCUGUGAAAGUGCACAAAUGUGGGAAAAUGAAACAAAGCUGCUGGACGUAACUUCUCGGGUUCGUCCAAAAAGUCCACUGAAAAAAUCUCAGUAAAUGACCACCAUUUUACUGCGAUUAUAUUUCAUCCCAUAUCAUCUCAUUUCAUUAAAUUUCAUGCCAGUUGAUUAAUGUUUCAAAUUAAUCAUCUUCAUUUCAUUUCACUCCAUAUUAUCAUUUUUCAUAAAAUUAAGAAUAUAAAGUAAAAUAAGACAUGACUUAAAGGUCUCAGUUACCAGGUCAUAAAAUCUCUUAAAAAAAAAAAACAUUUGACAUAACCAAUAAACCAGAUUUUAACGUAGGAAUAAAAUAAAACACUGAAGUAAAUAAUAAUGGGGAGAUAACAUGCACAAAUACUAGAUUAAAGGGUUCACUUGAUUUUGUGAAUUAAAGAAUAUUUAAAUAUGAGUACUUUUAUAAAUAUUGGGCGAAAACUGUUAAUAACAUCAAUUUUUCGACUGCAGUGUGUUUCACAAUUUAAGCUUAAACCAGGUUAUACGCGAUCUAUUCAUAGUAGUACUGGGCUAUUCAUUAAAAUGUAUAUGGAAAAAGAGAAUGAAUAUGCAUACAGUGUGUUAGAAAAUAAAGGUUAUGCAAUAAAUAUUUAUACAAAACAUUCUAGCGAAGCUAUAUCUCAAGAAGAGUUUCAGCGAUUAAAUAAAGAAGAUUGGACUAAGAAAACAACCCAAGAAAUUUUUGAAAUAUUCCCUAUAUUCGGAAAAUAUUGUUCACAACAUAGCUUAUGCAUAUCAAGUGAAAUAUUUGAUAAUUUCAUAGACAAUCUAACUGAUACCAUACAAAUGGCUACUGACUCACAAUUAAAAACUCUUUUUUAUUCCUUAAACAUGUGGCCAGAAACAGCAUCGAUUAGAACAAGAAACUAUAUUGAGGUAUGGGCUGCACUUGAUGAUGAAUGCCUAAAACGAUUAAAAAAUUGGUCACACGAUGAAAUGUUAUCUUUUAUAUCAUUGUUUUUUAUGUUGAAUGUUACAAGAGUAAGUGAUUUUUCUUGGAAAAGUAUAAAUAAAUUAGCAACUAAAGCAAAUCAACUAACACCAGGACAACUAGUUCAAACAUUAUUUUUUGUGGGAGUCCUACGUAAACAACCCCAUGACAUGCAUAAUUUAGAAAUUCAUUUUUCUAAAAACUUUGCAUGUUUUUCAGUUGAAGACAUUGGCAUAAUGAGCAUGGGUUUUUUUAAGAGUAAAUGUCCUAUAAGAAGUAUGGAGCUUGCUUCAAAAAUAAUCAAUAAAGUUAUUGAAGAUUCUGAACAUGUUCAUGAAGUUGCACUAGCUGCUAUUUUAAAAAUCAUUAGAUAUUCAGUGAAGCAAAAUAAAAAUAAUGAAAUAUUUUCACUGCUAGAUGUUUUACAACAUCAAGUCACAAGGCUUUCUGUAAUGUGCAAUGUACAUUUAGCACUAGUUGGAACAUCAUCACUUACAGUACACAAUGAUUGUCUUACCAAAAUAGCCCAUUAUAUAAUGGAUCAUAUGCAUGAAACAAGACUAAAAGACCUUGAAAGAUUAAUUUUUACAUAUGGCACAUUUAAUUUAAUACCAGCUACGAAAGAUAAUUUUUUUUCUAAAGUAAUUGAAGAACUGAAAAAACCUGAAAGAUUUCCUGAGAUUUCACAACAUGGAAAGUCAUACAGUUGCUGUAUAUCAUUUUUUGGAUUGGUAGGGAUAUAUCCUGUAGAUUUAAUAAGUAAAGCUUUAAGCCCAGAGUUUUUAGAAAAUACAUAUGGCAAACACAUGUUUAGUUAUGGUAAAGAAUUAUUAAGCCUACAUAACAGUGCAGAGAUAUUUUGCAGGGAGUCUGCAAUGAAUCGGCUUAGUGAAAAAGCUGUGCUCCUCCUGUCAAAAAAAUAUACAGAUUAUGUACCAUCUGAAAAUUACAAAAAACAGUACAAUAUUAGUGAAAAAAUGAUGCUAGAUAUUAUGAAAGUUUUGGGAGAUUGUCGAGGCGGCCAAAAUUAUGUCAUAGCUGAACAUAUUUUAACCCACCAUCAAAGAGGAGAUAUAAUCAUUUGCAAUGAUCACAAUGGAAAGCCUAUGCCAGUCAAAGAAGCAUUUAAAAAUGAUACAUUUGGGUAUAUUCGGAAGCCUCCUGAUGACAAUGAUUGGAUUGUACUUAUAAUAGGUGGAAAAAAUUCUCUAAUUCAGAACUGUAAUGUACCUACAGGACAGUUUCAGACAAAAAUUCGAGAACUUGCAGCUUUAGGCUACACUCCAAUAUUGGUAAACUUUUUAAAAAUAAUUUUAUUGUACCAUAUUAGAAAUAUGAUAGGAGCACGACACGAUGAUGCCAUUCUGAGACACCGCAAACUGCGAGCGUAUGCCAUCACAUAUCCACCGUGUCCUUGUUGCAGCCAAAAUGGUGGCACUCCGUCGUCGGCUUCUUUUCGGUAUUGCGACCGACGAUGUACCGACCGAUAUAGUUGUAUUCAGCCAACAUCUGUGUAAGCCGGAAGGUCAUAUGCCUUCUGCAAUAUAUUCCCAUAACCGUAUACCGCAACAUAUGACUUUUUCCAUUAUGCUGUGGAUGAAUGCUUAGCGGCAGAAAUAGGGAUGACUGUGGUACUCAGUCGAAUUUACAGCAUGCAUUAUCGGUAUUAAAUAGUAUUUAGAUUUAUUGAAUUAGCAUCAUAAUAAUCAUAAAUCUUUACUAGAUUUUUUGACAGUAAUUAUUUUCAAGAUAAUUAAAGCAGGUCUAACUAAACCCUAUACAUGUUUCAGGUGCCAUGGAAAACAUAUUCACAACUAGAUAAUUUUGAAGAGAAAGAAAGUUAUCUUUGUAGCUUAAUCGAAAACAGAUCAAGGAAAAAUCAUAGUUGUACUGAUACUGUAUUUAAUAGUCUUCAUAGUCAUAAUUCUUAGAAAGUGCCAGAUUUAUAAGUUUAGUUCUCUUUAGGUCUCAAAAGAAAAAUAUGAAUGAACUGAAAAUAUUUUUCAUGGCAGAAUUUCUUGAUAUUGAGGUAGCUUGGUGAGUUUCCAGUGGACUGAAUUCCGUACCAACGAGUCUAUAUAAAGAGGCAGUAAAUGGGUCAUCAUCACUGAAUGCACGAGGAGGGAGACUAUCAGAGCAGACUGGCGGCGUGUUGUGAAGUUUGCUACCAAUACAUGAACUGAUGAUCACAACCACUCUGUCAAGAGCGAUACCGACGAAGAAGAAGAAGGCUGAGUUCGUCCGUUUAAAACAGCUUAUGUACAAAGCUGUAAUAAUAUUAAUAAAAAUGAAAUUUAAAACAUGUUCGUUAAAUUCAAAAUAAAGGAUACUUUAACUAAAAAACAAAA